Molecule: messenger RNA, 2794 nt
Organism: Ruditapes philippinarum (Manila clam)
Lineage: Eukaryota; Metazoa; Mollusca; Bivalvia; Venerida; Veneridae
Exons: 5
Coding region: 208-1767 (519 amino acids)
Molecular function (GO): protein binding
Source: RefSeq, a predicted model, not a curated record
GUUUAAUAAACACACAAAGCUGAUAAGAGGAAGAAAUAAAUGAUUAUAGUUGAUACGUCUGUAUUAUCAUGAAGUUCAAUCAAAUAUCAUUUAGUUUGAAUAUAAAGUAUUCAUAAAUAUAUACAUGUAUAUAUAUUGUAUCACAAUGCUGAAAAAUCAAAUCAACAUGCUUAUUGGAGUAAUUAAGAUGAUAUAAACGGAAUAUACAUGUAUGUAAGUAAAUGCAAGUUUGUCGCCAAAAUGCAGUUUCAAAUCGAAGAAGUAAGUUACAGCAUUGGAAGAUUCUUUGACUUAUACCAAAAUAAACUCCCUGUGGUAGUUAUGGUAACACAGGGUUUUUAUGGAGAAAUUAUCGAGGACACCUUCGAUCGAGAACAGGUAAUGUUGAUAAACGCGGUAUCUAGACAGGAGCGUGUGGUUGCAGAAUGCACAUGGCAGGGUAUGCAAAAAUUGUUGAGUAUCCCCGAUGACUACACUGAAAAAUUAUGCGUGAUUAAAAAUGGGAUAGCUGGAGCAGAGUCUUCACUUUACAACAUACUACGAUCUAACAGCUUGCCAUUAUGGGUACAGUUCCCAGCUGACCGUGUGCUUACAGUUUGUAACAAGAGCAUCAAUACAAACCGUGUUCCUGCCUGGAAACUAACAAAACGUUUUGACGAAGUCUAUUUACUUGCAAACACUAUCAUAGACGGUCAAGUUUGUACAGAUGUGACUCAUGUACCUUUAUACCUGUCAAAACUUAGACUCUCGUUGGUAACUGGGCUCAAAGGUCAAUCUUUUGAUAGAUGGAGGGUGUACUUCGACAAUUUGCUUUACAAAUGCUCAUCUAUUGAAUAUGAUCAGCAUUUUGGAAAUCCUAAUAUUGCGGAAUAUGACCCGUCAACUAUACAUUUCACUACGAAGAUGUCAUACUCUGAACCUAAAUCGUAUUCAAGCAUCAUAAGCUUAGUUGAAGGGCAACCUUUAAAAUCCCGUCCACAUCUUUAUGUUCCACUAGGAAGUGAUCGAAAGCAAGAUAAAGAUACCAAAUUUUCCACUAAAGCAAGACCUUUACCACCUUUACCGGAGGAUGUACCUACAUUUAAUCCGAAGAUAAAAAGAGAUUUGGAUACAACAGAAUUAUCCGAAAAAGUGAGCAAUAUGUACAUUACACCUACAUACAAAAUACAGUCAGAUUUAAACAAAUCGUCUUAUUUUGAUGUUCCGCAAAAAUCGUCUCUCGAACCACUUUAUGAUCGGAGAGAAGAAAAAGACGAAAUUAAAUCGGCCGUUGGCAAGGCACCAACGCCUGGACCAAAAUUUGGUUUUCCUCAAUCUGCUCAAUUCACACAUAUUCCAACACCAGAUUAUCCUGAUGAAAAACGAAGUGGUAGCGCACAGCAUUUGUCCAGUCAGAAAACGGAGAUUUAUCCAAAAUAUAACAACGAUAUUCCUAGAGCAACAUUAACACCAACAAUUGUCAGUCACGAAACAUAUCCACAGGAACCACCUCAAGUUCCCACAUCAGAACGAGCUAACAGAACAUUGAAAUACGGACAUUCUAAGAAUGCAGUUAUGAAUGUUGAAAGUCUUUCUAUUCAUGAUGUUACUGAAUAUUUGAAAAUUCUGAACCUCGGUCAAUAUGCUGAGACGUUUAGAAACAAUAUGAUUGAUGGUAUGAUACUGAUAGGUCUCACUGAGAAAAUGUUACGAGAAGACUUUGGCAUGAAUGGAGUAGAGGCCUUUAGACUUUUGAAGUUUGCAAGAGAAGGAUAUAUACCCACUUGAAAAAUAUAAAACGAAUACAAUACAAGAUUUGCAGUCAAAUAAAAAAAGUGUAUGUCAGACCCAGAUUGGCAAAUUUAUUAAACUUGGUUUCCAAAUACUGCGAAACAAUUUGGAAUAAAAGUUUGAUUUAAAAGCCCGGAUAUUACCUGCGGAAUCGAAAACUUCACAAAAAUCUAACGUAGACAAACAUACAUGUAUACAAUUGAGCAAGGUAAAAAUAUGAACAUCAAACCUUGUCAAUAAUAAUAGUAGCUAUUAUUUCACAUCGAAUUAUCUCUCUUUGCUUUAAGCUUUAACACUUUAAAAUGAAAACUAGAAUUAAAUUCAUUUAUUAGUUAACAGAUAAUCUGAAUUUUAGUUAAUGUGAAUGUUUCUUAUCUACAUAGAGGUAGCAGGAACUAGUCUAAAACAAGAUAAAAUGUAGAUCUUAAUAAUUUUGAGCAAUUGAAUUUUAUGAGAACAGUCAAAAAUAUAAAGGCAAUGAUGCUCGAAAUAUGUUUGCUUUAUUUACGUUCAUAGUUGUCCUGAAAAUUAUUUUUUUAGUUUAAUAAUAGCGAACGCCAACUUAAGUUCAGAGAAAUUUAUUACAUACUUUAGUGUUAUUUUUAUCAAUAUGGAAAAAAGGUAAUUGAGCCAUCAAAGAAUGUUUAGACUGCUACAAAUACAUCGUUAACACUUAUUUUAGAGCAAUUAUUUUUAUUUUACGCGUUCUUAAAUUGAAUCAGAAUAUCAUUUUUAUCAUGAUAAUAUAUCUUUUGUUUUUUUCCAACUUUAAAGAAGUUUGAUUACAUUAUGUCAUCUAUAUGUUUUCUAUGUUGUCUGGAUUAUAGGAAUACAAAUUACGCAUAUAUGUGAUGUAUGUGUACGUCAUUUUUCAAGUGACUUAUAUUUUGUUUCAUUUUUUCUGUAAAAAAAGUAUUUCAUUUAUCGUAAACAUUUUACAAACGCAUGUUGUUGUUUUUCAUGAACAACGUGAAAUAAAUGAAUACUGCUGACACCGAAGAAAAUAUAAUUGCGACUAAUAAAU